Molecule: messenger RNA, 4435 nt
Organism: Brassica rapa (field mustard)
Lineage: Eukaryota; Viridiplantae; Streptophyta; Magnoliopsida; Brassicales; Brassicaceae
Product: kinesin-like protein KIN-14T
Biological process (GO): microtubule-based movement
Cellular component (GO): microtubule cytoskeleton
Molecular function (GO): microtubule binding; microtubule motor activity; ATP binding
Source: RefSeq, a predicted model, not a curated record
ACACCCUUUUGUUCAUCCAUUGGUCUAUGUUGGCGUUUUUCUCCAAAACAUGAUAAUAUUGUUUUAAGGUCAGCUCUUCUUUCUAGUUUAGUUUUUUUUUCCUGGUUAAAAAAAUAAAAAUUCAAUAGAUUGUACAAAAGAGACAUUUUUAACCAAAAAAAAGAAUUUAACAAAGAAAAUCAAGAAAAGAAAGAGACGUUGAAGAGACUUUUACUCUAACCAUAGACGAUAACAAGUGAGAUUGCGUUGUCCAUUGAUGGAUCCAUCGUGGCAGGUGGCCUCUUUCAUUGCAUUUAUACUUUUUAUGCUGUAAAGUAUUCAAUUAUUUGGGUUAGAUUAGAAGUUUAAAACAUGUUGUUGUGGUAUCACUUGAUUGCGCAGAUAAUUUUUUUACUACCUCAUAGCACAUUCUUUUUAUUUGAAUUAAAUAGCACUUAAGGUUUUUUUCUAAUUGUUAGAGCUUAUAACAUUUAAAUAGAACUAAUUACGUUUUGGAUAAAAAUGUAAAUCAAUGCCAAUGAAGAUAAAAACAAAUAGCAUAAUUGAUAAUACUGAGAAUUAUAUUUUCCUAAAUAUAUCAUUGCAUGUUAAAACAACUAUCAAGAAAAGUAUAGUAUAAUUUGGAAGCGGAAUUCCAAAAAAACAGAGAACAUGCUAACUCUAAACUUAUUAUAAUGUUUGUAAAAAGGAAUAAGACAAACUACUAUUAUCAUCAUGAAAUGUUAUGCUUCAUGUUGUUGUCACAUGGGAGUUUCAUCAGUAGUGUUCUAUUUGAUUGAUUCUUUUGUAUAAGACAACAAAGUAGGAAAAAUUUUAAAAAAAUAGAAUGAACUAUAUCACUCGUUUUUCUAUUCCUUUGCUGUUGUUCAAUUAUAUGAACUAUUCUGAAAUUACAUUUUGAUGGUGAUGAAACAAUACUAAUAGAAGAAACUAUGUAUUAUGUUACAUUUCAUCUAUAGAUAUUAGUUUCAAUGAAUUUUAUUCAACAAAAAUGAGAGAUAAUAAGCUAAUAAUAAUUAUCCACACUAGCAUUUUUACUGAAGAGAAAUCAUAUUGCUGGCAAUGAGCCAAUUAGCACAUAUAUUUAUUAGCCAAUUAGCACACAUAUUUUGUGGUCAACAAUUGUUUUUUCUGUUACACUGAAUGUAAUCAGAAUCCAUAUCAUAUAUUUUACUAAUAAUUUAUGUAAAUCAUAAUACAAACUAAUAAUUGAUAUUUGUUAUUAAUAGCGUAUCUUAUAAAAAGCUAAUAUCUUACGUGGAUAAUCGAUAUUUGUUAUUGAUAAUAUAUUCUAUUAAAAAUAUUAAAAGGAAACUAUUUUAAAAAUGAUUAGUUUCGGUAUUAGUCAUAUAUUAUUACUAAUUGGUUAUUUAUAAAAAUCUAGACUAUGACUUUAAAUUUGUUUAUACAAAUUAAAACAAAACUCUAAAAUAAGCUCUACAUUAAUUAUUUUGGAAAGCGAAGAAAAUAAAGCUCUAAAUAUUGACAAUUCUGAUGAACUCAUCUACAGCCGUUAAGCCCGAUUAAGAUUUAAAAAAUCACCAAUGACAGUCAAAGUAGCAUCAUUUUCAUCACUAUUGCUCAAGUUAAAAAAGGUGAAUAGUAAUUAGUUUCUUCUAAUAAUAGUUAAUUUGAAUAAUUAUUUUUUUCCAUUUGGUGAUACUGACAAAUGUUAAUAUUCAUUUACAAUGUAUAUAUAUGUCACCUGCAUAGAUUUUGAUAAUGAAAGAACAUUCUCUCCAAGUUUUCUUGUCCUCUAAAAAGUAAAAGAUAAUCCCUAGACUUUCGCCAUUGAUGAGCUCUGACCCCUGCAGUCUCACUACUUCCUCCUCUGUUUCCUCUGUUGAAGAUCAAUAUUUGGUUUAAUGGAGACUAGAAGAUCGAAACCGGUUAAGAAUCUACCGGAGACAAUCCAUUCAUUGCUCGGUACGAAGUCUCAUUUGACUUCAGCUUGGGUCAAAUCUGUCUGCAACAUCGUCAAGAACGUUUCUUCUUCUGAGAUUGCUUCGACGUCGAAGGAAGAAGACGACUCUGCUUUCAUCCUAGUACAGAGCAUCAGAGAUCAACUCUCUGCGUUAACAGUUGAAGCAAAUGAGCAGAACAAACGAAGGAGACAGAUUCUUAACGAGUUUUUGGACCUUAAAGGGAACAUUCGUGUGUUUUGCCGAGUCAAACCCUUAGAAUCCAAAAACUUGAGAGCACCGGUUGCUUCAGAUACAAGAAACGUGAUCAUCGAGUUAACAGAAAGCAAGAGGAAAACCUACAACUUCGACAGAGUUUUCCAACCUGAUUCAUCGCAAGAUGAUGUUUUCUUAGAGAUUGAACCGGUUAUCAAAUCGGUUAUCGAUGGCUAUAACGCAUGCAUUUUUGCUUAUGGACAAACUGGUACUGGAAAAACAUUUACAAUGGAGGGUCUUCCAGAAUCACCAGGUGUCGUUCCUAGAGCAAUCAAGGGACUGUUCAAACAAGUGGAGCAAAGCAAUCACAAGUUUGUAAUCAAGUUUAGUAUGCUUGAGAUUUACAUGGGGAAUCUCAGAGACUUGCUUGUUACUCAAGGAACUAAACCCAUUAGUCCAAUACCUCCAAGUCUUGUGAUUCACACAGACGCAAAGGGAGAGAUAGAUAUCGAGCACUUGGUGACUCUUAAAGUGAAUGACUUUGAUGAAGUCUUCAAAUUAUACAAAGUAGGUUGUCGAUAUAGAGCAACUGCCUCCACUAACUCUAACUCUGCAUCCAGCAGAUCACACUGCAUGAUCCGAGUAUCGAUUACUUGUGCUGGAGCUCCUGAGAGACGGCGUGAAACAAACAAGAUAUGGCUAGUUGAUCUUGGAGGAAGCGAGCGCGUGUUGAAAACGAAAGCCACUGGUCGCCGUUUUGAUGAAGGCAAAGCCAUUAAUCUCUCUUUAUCUGCUUUAGGAGAUGUCAUCAACUCUCUUCAACGCAAGAACGCUCACAUUCCUUACAGGAACAGCAAGCUCACACAAGUUCUCAAAGACUCUCUCGGGCAAGACUCUAAGACAUUGAUGCUUGUUCAUGUCAGCCGGAAAGAAGAUGAUCUUUGCGAAACCAUAUGUUCUUUAAAUUUCGCAACUAGGGCAAAGAACAUCCACUUAGGUCAGGACGAAUCAAAGGAAGAACAAGAGAAAAAGGAGGCAGUGAUGAUGAAUCUACAGAAGAUGAUGGAAAAGAUCGAGCAAGAACGUGAGACAACGUUGAAAGAGAUCAGAUCUUUAAACGAGACAUUAGAGAAACUCACUAGUAAGCCUCAUGUUACUGAAGAAGCAGAAGUGGAUGAGAUAAGAGAAGAGGUUCAAGUUACACCAAAGUUAAAGAGAAACAAAUCAAGACGUGCUUCAGAUGUGUUUCCUAGCUUCAUGAGACCAACAGCUAGUAGUAGCAGCAGAAGGCUAUCAGGAACAUAUUUUAGCGUGAUCUCUCAUGGUCCUGGCCUUAAGUCAAGAAGGAACUCAAUGAUCUCUGUCCGAGCUGAAUCCGCGUGUCUUCCCAUGAAGAAGAACGGGUAUGAUUCCGUGUGUGACUCAUCAGAGAGAAGCGUCUCGAAGUCUACUUGUGUCAUGCGUGCAGAUGAUGCAGCAACGGUUGAUAGUCAGGACAUAUCUGAAUGUGAUAUUAAGUUGGUCGUGUCUGAGCACAAGCCAAAGGUACAGCAUCUGGGCCACGGAUCUGCUAAGAAACCUAGUUCUUCAAAGAUUGUUGGAACAGAGUUUUCUAGGGUUAACAGUUGGCUUCAUUCGCAAUCCGCAAACAGGAGUUACUUGCUUGACAAGAAACAGCUUCCUGCGACGCCUCCCCCGGUUAAAGCACGCAGUCUAAGCAGAAACAGAUCGUUGGAGAAGUCAUCUGCAAAACUGGAAGAUAUAGAAGAGUACAGAACAGAGGAGACAGUGAUUAAACCUACACCGAUGCUUAAAGAUCUGUUUGAGCUGCAAUGUCUCUGUUCUUCCGAAACAGAGGAUCAGAUUCUUUCCAAAUACCCUAAUCCUGACAACGACGGUGACAAUAAUGUAUGGGAGCAAGGUUCACUUAAGCCAAGAUCUCAGAGAGGUUUGGCUUUCCCGGAGGAUAUAGCUCCACCAUUGCGUAGGCAACAAGUAAUAUUGGGCGAGAGAGGAAGAGCUCAAACGUUUAUGCAGAAGCUUCAUGCAUUAUGCUUAUGCAUAGUUAUGGCACUAGGGUUUAUUGAUGUGGGGUAUGGUAAUGACUUCUUCAAUGGGUUAACGAAGUAAAGACAAAGAACUGCAGGCUGUCUUGAUCCCCAAGCAAAUGAUGCAAGUUUAGCUUUCUCAAUAGAGAUUUAAGUAUGUAUUAUUUUGUGAAUAACCUGUCAAUGAUUUUGAGUAAAAGAAAAUCAGAAAAGCCUGUCAUGUCUUGUUUUCUGGGGUAAUGUCAAAAGGUUAUAUGGCUUUUAUAGAAA